This is a messenger RNA of Vanessa atalanta (red admiral), 3365 nucleotides long. RefSeq names its product PHAF1 protein CG7083. Gene Ontology annotation, cellular component: trans-Golgi network. Gene Ontology annotation, biological process: Golgi to plasma membrane protein transport. Lineage: Eukaryota; Metazoa; Arthropoda; Insecta; Lepidoptera; Nymphalidae. The transcript is spliced from 11 exons. Bases 135 to 1460 code for a protein of 441 amino acids. The record is from RefSeq and is a predicted model, not a curated record.
GACAAAUACAAAAUGGUUGAAAACUAAAGUUGGCAAACAAAGAAAGGCAGCGUAAAAGAGCCAUUUGUCGUUAAAAUACUGUUAUAUUGAGUGAAAGUUAGAUAGUUUAGUGUGUGAUAAGUGUUUUGUGCAUCAUGCUGGAUUUAGAAAUCGUUCCCGAACGUUCCCUGGGCUGCGAUGCCUGGGAGUUCGUUUUAGGAAUGCACUUUUCGCAAGCGGUCUCCAUCAUUCAGAGUCAAGUUGGAACGAUACGUGGUGUACAGGUUCUGUAUAGUGAUCAGAAUCCACUGUCAGUGGACUUAGUAAUAAAUAUGCCGCAGGACGGUAUACGGUUAAUAUUCGACCCGGUCGCGCAGCGGCUCAAGAUCAUUGAAAUUUAUAAUAUGAAAUUAGUUAAGCUUAGGUAUAGCGGUAUGUGCUUCAACUCGCCAGAGAUAACGCCAUCUAUCGAGCAAGUCGAACAUUGCUUCGGAGCGACUCACCCCGGUCUGUAUGACAGCCAGCGUCACUUGUUCGCGCUCAACUUUAGGGGUCUCUCUUUUUAUUUCCCCGUUGAUAGUAAAUUUGAGCCUGGAUACGCGCACGGUCUGGGCUCGCUGCAGUUCCCAAACGGCGGCUCGCCCGUCGUCUCCCGAACAACGAUAUACUACGGAUCACAACAUCAGCUAACACGGUCAGCCAGCGGAGGUCGAUGCUCGGCUCCUUUAGCGGACUUGCCUCUCUCCUGCUACCGACACCAACUGCACCUGAGACGGUGCGACGUUCUCCGGUCGCCCACUGCGACGCUCGGAUUACGCUUGCACAUAUACACAGAAGAGCGCGGCGGCCCCGUUAGCGCGCUGACCCCCCUAGCCGCAGGCGCGCGCGCGGGCUCCCCGGCGGCGCGGCGGCGCGUGGUGCGCUUCGGCGACAGCUGCCAGGCCGUGUCGCGCGCGCUGGCGGCGCCGGCCCGCCUGUACUACAAGGCGGACGACAAGAUGCGCAUCCACCGCCCCACGGCGCGCCGCCGCCCGCCGCCCGCCUCCGACUACUUCUUCAACUACUUCACGCUCGGCCUGGACGUGCUGUUCGAUGCGCGUACGCAUCAAGUGAAAAAGUUCGUGCUCCACACUAACUAUCCGGGUCACUACAACUUUAACAUGUACCACAGAUGCGAGUUCGAGUUGAACGUGCAGCCAGACAAAUGCGAGUCGAACGCGCUGGUGGAGUCGCUGGGCGCGGUGAGCAUCACGGCGUACAGCAAGUGGGAGAGCGUGUCGCGCGCGCUGCGCGUGUGCGAGCGCCCCGUCGUGCUCAACCGCGCCUCCUCCACCAACACCACCAACCCCUUCGGCUCCACCUUCUGCUACGGCUACCAGGACAUGAUCUUCGAGGUGAUGUCGAACAACUAUAUUGCGUCGAUAACUCUGUACCAGCCAGAGGGCACCCGACCUCACUACGCGGUCAGUUCCAUCGCGUGACACAACAAGGUAUCUCCAAGCAAAGGUAAAAAAUUCACAUCCUGAAUGCAGUCGGUUUGUCAGUUAUAUACAAAAUUAAAAAACACUCCACUCAUGUGGCAACACUGCACCGUUCGACGCACGAACCUUCUGGCAAUGUGACACAUAUCCCUUACAAAAACCAACCUAAGAGGUAACAGUAUUUGAAAAAAAAAAUGUGAUAAAAACUGUGAAAAAAAAACUAAAAAAAAAAUAAGUGAGUGACAGAUCUCAAGAUGGUGUGUAUACGUUUAUUUAAUUCCUUAGCAGCAAUGGACAGUAAAAAAAAAUAUUUUAUUUAAAAAAAAAACAUUUAAGAUGAUAGUGCGAAAGUUUCUCUUAAUAAUCAUAAUUAGUCAAAUGUGUUCUUAAGUUUUACAUAUUGACGGGAAAAUUUGAAUUUUUCAUUAAAAAAAAAACAUAGUUUAUAAGGAGUUGUAAAUAUUUUUUGACGUUCGAAAAAAAAAAUAUAAGAUAUCAUAAAAAUGUAUUUUUUCUAAAAUCAUUGGACAAUUUGCUAGAGCGUGUGAUUAUUGUGAUAAAAAUGGAUACAAAAAAAGAAAAAUGUGCAAAUAAUAUUUUUUCUCGACAGCACCACAAUUACGCCUCAAGUGGCUUUCUUAGUAGACUAGUUAUUUAAUUUAUGUAAAUAUUACUCCGUAGGCAAAUCUAUUCGGCGUCUGAAUAUCCUAUAUACUAGGGACCUAGUUCGCUUCGAUAUACUAUAAAUCAUACCAUUUCAAUAAAUCGGGUCUUGUACAUAACAGACUUAUUGUUAUUUAAAAAAAAAAAGUUAUCUAAAAGACAUUUGUAAGGUCCUCGAGUCGAAUAUUUUUGUCUAUGGUAUUAUCGUCAAUUUGACAUUUAUUUUAUCGAUGUCUAUGGACUAUUAAUAAUGUUGUUUUUCGAUUUCUUUACAAUUUUAUACAUAGCGUACGGUUAGCCGCGUAUUCAUUUGUAAAAUUUAAUUCAUAUAUAAAUUCAUGUAUAAGUCCAUAAAAUAGAACAAAAGUUCAAAUUUCGAAUACGCAUUACAUUAUUGAUAUCUGACAGAUUUGAUACAAAAACUAUUUUUUUUUUUAAUAAUCGACGGCAUUAAAGCCUGCUUAUAAAUUUGAUUAAAUUCAAAAAUCGAAACACUUUUGUAAGUGAAUACGUGGCGUUAUAACUUGAAUGUCUUUUUUUAAUCUACUUAUUUCUCUUAUUGCUCACCUCGUGCGCAAUCUAGGUUUAGGAAUAGGCUUUCUAAUUGUGUGAAUGCUUAUGCAAUGUAUGUAUGUGUGAUUUUGAUAUAGAUAAUUGUCACAAUAUUUUUUUUUAUUUAAUUCGAAUGGAAUUCUGUAAAGUUAUAUUUAAUAAAAUAAAUCUUUUUUAAUUUGAUAUUUCCGAUAAAGGCGCGUAAAAUUAUGUCACUGUCAAGUUUUGAAAACUCGAAAGAGAUCGACGAAACAAUUUAUUUAAUAUAAUUAAAAUCUUAUUUCUUUUUAUUAUUUACAUAUCUGCAAUGUUAAAUAAAAAACAUCUAAAUUAUAUUCAAUUAAUUAUCUGUUAUAAUUUAUUAUAUAAAAUAAAUAAAGAUUCCAUUCGAAUUAUCGUAAAAAUUACAAUACAAUAUGGUUCAAGCCAAAAACGACUUACAAAUAUUACCAUUUUUAUUAUUAAGUUAAACAAAUAGCUCAAUACAUGCGGAAAAUAUUACCUUUAUCAAUUGGACCGUGUAGAAAUGUUUCAGGAGAAAUAAAAUCCACUUUUAAAAAGUAAAACUAAAUUUUUACUUGACAUUAUUCUGACGUUGACAUUUCAAUAAUUAACGGCCUUAUUUAAAAUCGUUGUUUAGUGGGUGCUUAGUUAAACUCAGUUUUUUUUUAAUUGAAAUAUGACAAACGA